AUGGCACAUGCACGUGCUGGAGAGUGCAGUACGCACAUCCUGGCACAGGUGCAGCCCUCCCUGGAGCAGGCAGGCGGAUUGUGUGACGCUGGGGAGACAUGUGAAACGUGGAGCAGGAGGGUGGCACAGCUAGGGGGACGAUGCCGGUAG
Molecule: messenger RNA, 150 nt
Organism: Auxenochlorella protothecoides
Lineage: Eukaryota; Viridiplantae; Chlorophyta; Trebouxiophyceae; Chlorellales; Chlorellaceae
Exons: 1
Coding region: 1-150 (49 amino acids)
Source: RefSeq, a predicted model, not a curated record